AUGUCUGGACCUGGUGAGCGAUUCCAUGUCUUGGCGCAGUUGGAUCAUCUUCAUUCCAAGUACACUGGUACUGGGCACGCAGAUACAACACGAUAUGAGUGGUUGACGAAUCAGCUCAGGGACACCAGAGCUUCCCAAGUGAGCCAUCCGGGCAUGACGUCGUUCAUUGCGAUAGUUGAAAACGAGUCCCGUGCCAGAACUCGUUACAACCUCAUCAAUCGAAUGAUACUGCCAUGUGGUCCCCCACCGGAAAAAUCUCCACUUGAUGACUAA
Messenger RNA from Angiostrongylus costaricensis, 273 nucleotides. The record is from the annotation of a GenBank genome assembly. Lineage: Eukaryota; Metazoa; Nematoda; Chromadorea; Rhabditida; Metastrongylidae.